UUUUUCCACCUUCUUGCUCUCUCUCUUUCUUCGGAUAUUUUCUCUCUCUUUCUCUCUCCUCUUCCUCCACAAGAUUGCCAAUGGUAGGUGAUUACAGAGGGAGCUUUAGCCGGAGCUCCGAUGAUUCCGAUUCCGACGGUGCUUCUUCCGUGGAGGAAGAGACGACCUCUUCCAUGUAUUCUGCGGGAAAAGAGUAUAUGCCUAUAGAAUGGACUGAUGAGAAGCAUAGCUUGUAUCUUAAAUCCAUGGAAGCUUCAUUUGUACAUCAGCUUUAUAAGUCUCUCGGUUCGCUGGGUUCGAAUUCGAACAAGGAGACUGUACCGGAUGUUCAGUUCAGUAGCGGUAGGAAACCUUCUGAUGAACAGUUCAAGGUUCUUCGUGAUGGUUUCUGGCAGAAGAUGAAUGUGAAACAACCUGAACAUCGCAUCAAUGGAAGACACGGUGGUGGUGGUGGUGGUUCUCACGAGUUUCUUAGAAGUCCAUGGAUCAAGCACUAUAAACCUUUACCCAAGACUCAAAGUCCUGUAACGGAUGAGCUCGAGAACCAAGUGGUGAGCUCAAAUGAGAAGAAAGGAAUAGUCAUAUGCAGCUCUGGCUCAGCCUCGAGUCUCAAGCAGAUCUUACGGGAAGGCUGCUCUCAUUCGCGUGACCGGGAUCAAAUCAGCAUUGGAGAAGAGGUAUCUGACCAGAACUUUGUUAACGAAGUAACAAAUGGCGAAAACGGAAGCUCCAAGAAGAUGAAGACGGUGAUGAGUGAAUCGUCGAGUACUGAUCAGGUCGUUCCAAUCAGAAAAACUUCUGCAAACAUGACAUUAAAUUGAAGUCUGUUUCUGGAGAGAUCGUUCAAGGCUGGUUAUGGGAGGAGAAUUUUGUAUUGUAUAUUGAAUAACUAUAAAAAAGUCAACUUGGUUUAGUUACAUGUGUUUUCAUCAUAUAUUCCUAACUAUAAAUAUUGAUAUGCUCAUGUGAGUGGAUUCAUAUGUAAUGUGAACCUUAAAUUUGCA
Eutrema salsugineum is the source of this 1004-nucleotide messenger RNA. RefSeq lists its product as uncharacterized. The record is from RefSeq and is a predicted model, not a curated record. The transcript has 5 exons. NCBI's taxonomy places the organism in Eukaryota, Viridiplantae, Streptophyta, Magnoliopsida, Brassicales, Brassicaceae. Bases 81 to 821 code for a protein of 246 amino acids. Gene Ontology annotation, biological process: response to cold; regulation of circadian rhythm.